CCACGUAGCGCGCGGCGGCCACGCCCCCUCCAGGUGGCCGGUCCAGCCCGCGCCCGCCCGCGCCGGUGUCCACCGCGCCCCGCCGCCGCCGCCGCCGCCGCAACCCCAAGGAAACUCGGCCGCUCGCACCAUGUCUUCGCCUCCCGAGGGCAAGCAGGAGACCAAGGCCGGACACCCGCCCGCCGUGAAGGCCGGCGGGAUGCGCAUCGUGCAGAAGCACCCUCACUCUGGGGACGGCAGGGAGGACAAGGACAAGGACGAGCAGGAGUGGGAGAGCCCCAGCCCCCCCAAGCCCACCGUGUUCAUCUCUGGAGUCAUGGCCCGGGGCGACCGAGACUUCCCCCCGGAGGCCGCCCAGGUGGCCCACCAGAAGCCCCGCGCCUCCAUGGACAAGCACCCGUGCCCGAGACCCCAGCACAUCCAGCAGCCUCGCAAGUGAUGCCCCCGGCCCCCGCGCCCGGCCGCCCGCCCCCGGAGGCCCCCCGCCGCCUGCCGUGCCCGAGUGCAGGGCCGGAAGCCCCGUCGCAGCCCAGAGCACCGUGUCCCCCACAAGGGCCCGAGGCAGGGCUGAGCCCCAGGUGCAGGGGCGCUGGCCUGCGAGUCUCUGCGGGUCUGUGGCUCACCACGCCCCAGGCCAGGCCGGGAGAGCAGGGCUCGGGUGCUUGGGCGCCUGACCCACGGGGCCACUGUGGCCUCGGCCCCUGCCCCAGCCCAAAUAGCCUGCUGGGCCCGGCACAGCCACCCCCCAAGAAAGACGGGGGCAGAGGGAUGGUUCGGGGGGAGGCCCUUGCCUGGCACCCCACUGACCGCAGUGGAAUCCCGGCUCCAUGUCUGUUUCCCUGCACACCACCAGGGGUCGCUCUUGAGCACAGCCAGGAAUAGCUCCUGGGCACCACCUGGGCUCAGCCUUUCCCCACCCCCCACCCCCCCACACACCCCAGGAAGCACAGAGUUUGGAGGACUGCAUUAGGACGAGGGACCGGCUCCGGCUUGGAGGGGUAGGCAGGGAGGGCUUGGCGAGAGCGUCAGGCAGCGAGUUUCCCGCCCAGGGUGGCACGCGGCCCGGGCCCUGUCCUUCCUGCACUGGUGCCCAGCACAGGCCGCCCAAGGCCGCAGCUGCUCGGGGCCGGAACCUGCCCCGGGAGGGGUUUCUGGGUGCGAGGGUCACUGAGUGGACACACUGUUGGACGGGGUGGGGGCGGCCAGCAGAAGCGCCCGGACCUUUGCGGGCUCCAGGAGGCACGUCCCGUGCCGUGGAGUCUGGGGACCCCAUCGCCAACACCUGGGGUCCUGCGGCUGGUCCCUGCUGACGCCCCCCCCAGAGGCCAUCUCCAACAUUGGCCCGGCCCGUGCCCAGCCCUCACAGCCAGGGCCCUCCUGGUUCUCUCUGCCUCCUGCCCUUCCUCCCGCUCCGGCUGCCGCAGGGCUCUGGGCGCAGGUCUCUCCGGGAGGAGCUGCCCGCGGCCGGGGCGGGAAUCACAACGGUUCAAUAAAGCACCCGGACUCUCCUGGUU
This is a messenger RNA of Sorex araneus (European shrew), 1514 nucleotides long. RefSeq names its product death associated protein (gene DAP). The transcript is spliced from 4 exons. The record is from RefSeq and is a predicted model, not a curated record. The coding region runs from base 131 to 439 and encodes 102 amino acids. Lineage: Eukaryota; Metazoa; Chordata; Mammalia; Eulipotyphla; Soricidae. Gene Ontology annotation, biological process: cellular response to amino acid starvation; negative regulation of autophagy; apoptotic signaling pathway. Gene Ontology annotation, molecular function: death domain binding.